Molecule: messenger RNA, 447 nt
Organism: Dioszegia hungarica
Lineage: Eukaryota; Fungi; Basidiomycota; Tremellomycetes; Tremellales; Bulleribasidiaceae
Exons: 4
Coding region: 1-447 (148 amino acids)
Biological process (GO): mitochondrion organization
Cellular component (GO): nucleus; mitochondrion
Source: RefSeq, a predicted model, not a curated record
AUGCCUCGAUCCGGUGGCCGCUCCCGUCCCGCUAUGCGCCCCUCCGCGCCCGCUCCAUCCUCCCAGCAGACCCGAUCUUCAUCCACUGCCGCCGCUCCCCCCGCGGCCGCAGCGUACCCCCAGGCUGGUGCCGGUGCGGGUAUGGGCCGACCCCCAGGGCUGCUCGCGCAGGCGGCAUCGACGAUGGGCGGUGCGGUGGCCGGAUCGGUUAUUGGGCACGGAAUCAGUAGUAUGAUCUUUGGGUCAGGGAGGCCCGUAGACCAGUCGAGGGCCGAUGUGCCCCCUCCGGCGGAGUAUGCGCAGGCGGCAAGGGCGGAGUCGGGGGGUUGUGAUAUUCCGGCCAAGGACUUCACAAAGUGCAUGGCAUCGACCAACGACGACUUCCAGUCUUGCUCGUACUAUCUCGAGGCAUUGAAGGCUUGCCAGGCUGCCGCCAAGCCGUACUAG